Messenger RNA from Trichoderma reesei QM6a, 1605 nucleotides. RefSeq names its product amino acid transporter. NCBI's taxonomy places the organism in Eukaryota, Fungi, Ascomycota, Sordariomycetes, Hypocreales, Hypocreaceae. The record is from RefSeq and is a predicted model, not a curated record. The transcript has 8 exons. Gene Ontology annotation, molecular function: amino acid transmembrane transporter activity. Gene Ontology annotation, cellular component: membrane. Gene Ontology annotation, biological process: amino acid transmembrane transport. The coding region runs from base 1 to 1605 and encodes 534 amino acids.
AUGGCAACAGAGAAAGACUUGGAGCGCAGUGUUGUGAUCACCGACACGCCUCGCAAUGGAGACGUUUCAUCAAUCGCUAUCGAGACUGGUGGUCUCAGACGUGAGCUAGGCUCCCGCCAUAUCAACAUGAUUGCCAUUGCAGGAAUGAUUGGCACUGGUUUGUUUCUCGGCUCAGGGCAAGCAAUCGCAGCUGCAGGUCCAGCAGGUGCCCUUUUGGCGUAUAUUGUCAUGGGACUUGUCACUGGCGGGAUCUCAUACACGACGGGCGAGAUCACCGCAUUCAUGCCAUCAACUGGUGGUUUCAUCCGGCAUGCGACCAAAUUCGUGGAGCCAGCACUUGGGGCAGCGACGGGCUGGAAUUUCUGGUACACCAUGGCCAUUACGGUUCCUGCAGAGAUCAGCGCCGCAGCUACGGUCAUACAAUUCUGGAACGACUCGGUGAGCCCUGGCGUUUGGAUCACCGUCUUUGCGGUGGUCAUUGUCACUCUAAAUCUUUGCGAUGUGCGUUUGUACGGCGAGUCCGAAGUUAUCUUCGCAUCCCUGAAGAUCAUGCUCAUUCUUGGCCUCAUCAUCGGUGGCCUUGUUAUCGACCUCGGAGGAGGACCCAAUCAUGACCGCUUGGGUUUUCGCUACUGGAAGCAUCCGGGAGCGUUUAAUGAUUAUAUAGAGACCGGCGCGGCAGGACGCUUUCUCGCUUUCUGGAAAGUCAUGCUCACGGCAGCGUUUAGCUACGGCAACAUCCAGGUUGUGGCGAUCUCCGGAACCGAAACUCGCUCACCUAGGAAAGCUAUCCCGGCGGCUACGAAAAAGACGUUUUACCGCGUUCUGCUAUUCUACGUUCUUAGCAUCUUCAUCGUUGGCCUCAUUGUUCCUUACGACGAUCCGUCUCUCUCCAUCUCCACCGGCACUGCGCAACAAUCGCCCUUUGUCAUAGCCUUCCAGCGAUCUGGCGUGAAGGUCGUUCCAUCCAUCAUCAACGCCGUUGUAUGCACGUCUGCCAUCAGCAGUGGUUCAGCUUGCAUCUUCAUUGCCUCGCGCACUCUGUACGGUCUAAGCUGUGAUGGACAUGCCCCUCGAAUCUUCCAGCAGUGCAACCGCUUUGGUACCCCUUAUUAUGCCAUUGGCCUGACCUGCCUUUUGCUGCCUCUAGUUUAUCUCAACGUUGCCAAUGAUACGUCCGUCGUCUUUGGGUGGUUUGUCAAUAUUACUACAAUAUCCGGCUUAAUUGGCUGGGUCGUGAUUGAAGCAACCUACCUACGCUUCUACACUGGCCUUAGAAAGCAAGGCUUUUCGAGGGACUUGCUACCUUACAAAAGUCCACUGCAGCCUUAUAUUUCGUGGGCGACUUUGCUUGUGGUGAGUUUGAUAAUCGUGUUCUCAGGUUUCGACGUCUUCGUCAAAGGACACUUUACUGCCGCAGGGUUCUUGACCUGCUACCUGAAUGUCGGUAUUUUCAUCGCUCUGUAUGUCUUCUUCAAGCUUUUUCUCAAGUCGAAAGUCAUCUCCACAACCGCAAUCGACUUUGAGACUGAGUUCUCGGCAUUAAGUCGAGAACAGCAUGUCGAAGAGGUGGCACAGCACGCAGCAAUUUCUAACCUGAUCUGA